This is a messenger RNA of Eptesicus fuscus (big brown bat), 1305 nucleotides long. RefSeq names its product PIN2 (TERF1) interacting telomerase inhibitor 1 (gene PINX1). The transcript has 7 exons. The record is from RefSeq and is a predicted model, not a curated record. The coding region runs from base 123 to 1067 and encodes 314 amino acids. Lineage: Eukaryota; Metazoa; Chordata; Mammalia; Chiroptera; Vespertilionidae. Gene Ontology annotation, biological process: regulation of ribosome biogenesis. Gene Ontology annotation, molecular function: nucleic acid binding; telomerase inhibitor activity. Gene Ontology annotation, cellular component: nucleolus.
CUCGCCGCCGCAGGUCUCCGAGCACGCGUCAGGUCCGGUUGUCCCAACUUCUCCGCUAGCAGCCUGCCCCGCAACUCCAGUUGCUCCGGUCCGGACGCCCGCGUCGGCACAGGCUCUGCGACAUGUCGAUGCUGGCUGAGCGUCGGCGGAAGCAGAAGUGGGCUUUGGAUCCAAGAAAUACCAGGUGGAGUAACGAUGAUUCCAAGUUUGGCCAGAGGAUGCUGGAGAAGAUGGGGUGGUCUAAAGGAAAGGGUUUAGGGGCUCAAGAGCAAGGAGCCACAGAACAUAUUAAAGUUCAAGUUAAAAAUAACCACCUGGGACUUGGAGCCACGAUCAAUAAUGAAGACAACUGGAUUGCUCAUCAGGAUGAUUUUAACCAGCUUCUGGCUGAAUUGAACACUUGUCAUGGACCAGAAACAGCAGACUCCUCAGACAACAAGGAGAAGAAAUCUUUCAGCCUUGAGGAAAAGUCCAAAGUCUCUAAAAACCGUGUUCAUUAUAAGAAAUUCACAAAAGGGAAGGAUCUAUCAUCUCGGAGCAGAACAGACCUGGACUGCGUUUUUGGGAAAAGACAGACUAAGAAGACUCCCGAGGAUGAUUCCAGUCCUGCCACUCCAGAUGGGAAUGAAAACUCCACUACGACAACCAGCACCUUCACCAUCCAGGAGUACUUUGCCAAGCGGAUGGCAGAGCUAAAGAACAAGCCACAGGUUGUGGCUGCAGGGCCUGACCUUCCAGAGACCCAAAUGGAAAGGAAAAGGGGAAAGAAAAGAAAGAAAGAGGCAAAAAAUAAAAAUGUGGAGAAUUACAUCCAACCCAAGAUCAAGAAAAAGAGAGACCAAGCUGAGCAGCAGCUUGGAGACCCUCAGGGGGACAAGAAUUCUGAUGCUUCUGCUGAAGAUGGAGAGGACUGCAUGUGGUUAUAUGAUGACCAGGACUUACCACCAAAGCCCAAAAAAAAGAGAGAAAAGAAAAAGCUACAAAAGCAGGUUGAGGCAGCAGUGGAUGCUACUGUGGAUGAAACACCAGUGAAAAAGAAGAAGAAAAAGAAGAAAGAUUCCAAGUAAAUUCUCUCUGGAGCCAGGGCCUUCCAGCCACUCAGGUGUCUGGGCACUGCCAGGCUGCCUUGGCCUGGAGUCAGAGCAGAGUUCACCCAAGAGAGUGUGUGCACACCUUUUAACAUGCCCGCGGAUUGCUGGGUCUCGCCCUCUCACCACAUUUUCCCCAAACCAUUUUUCAAGAAGGACUUUUUAAUGUUUCAAAUCAUGGCUCUCAUGAACAAAUAAAUUUCUUUGUAGACUCCGA